AUGUCAUCUAUUACGAAUGUAAGUCCAAUGUCUCAACAACAAUUGACUUCAACUAAUCCUAUGGCUGCUGCUGUAUCAUCACAUACUACUUCUCUGAACGAAAAAUAUCAUCGAAACUUCAUCAUAAAUUCUAUUCAUAAAUGGUGCACCAAAUAUUUUUCUAAUUUAUCAUUAACUGAAGGCGAUAAUUAUCAUCUUAUUGUUAUAUUCACAGACACCAAUGAAACAGCGAAAAUAAAAUGUGGAUGUGGAAGUAGGGUGAGUCUCGUAAAAAUUCGAAAAAACUUUCAGCUGUCCAAUUUCUACAAGCAUCUGAUGUCAUCAUCAUGUUCUAUCAUGCACAAAGAGAGUUCAACAACAGUAACAAAUGAAAUAAAUAUAAAUGAAAAUGGCUCUAGUGAUAGUAAUAACUCAUCAUCACAAGAUGCCGUUUCUCUUAAUACGGUUCCAUCUACAAAGAAAGUUCCCUUUCUCGAUAAAAGUCAAAAUGAUCGAAAACGUGCUGCUUCACCUAAUAUAACUAACAAGAAACACACUAGAAGUCGUUAA
Messenger RNA from Rotaria sp. Silwood2, 549 nucleotides. The record is from the annotation of a GenBank genome assembly. NCBI's taxonomy places the organism in Eukaryota, Metazoa, Rotifera, Eurotatoria, Philodinida, Philodinidae.